AUGGAAGACGAACGGAGAUUUGAGGAGACCCUGCAAGGCAUCACCUUUAAAGAUAGACCGCUGGAGAUCAACAUAGCAAGGUUCGCAAGGAAACUGAUUGAUUCAAAGGAGGCUAAGUUUAUGAUGAAUCAGAAUCAACACAGACGUCCACAGGAAUGUCGAUGGAAUGGUAAAGACAACAGAUCUUUCGCUGAGGUGGUACGAGGUAGAAACAAACUAGGGAGACCUACGGCCUACCAAACUCAAGAACAUAUAUCUCCAAUCAAAAUCAUGGAUGACUCACCGCUCAGGGGAUGGUUGAGUAGUAAGCUAACUUUGAUCGGGGAAACACAUAGUUUCGACCACUUGGAAAAGGCGCCACUUGCAUUCAAGAACUGUGAUGGUGAGCUGAGUGAGCUGACAGUUGAGAUUAACGGUAAGACAAUCAAAAUCCGAAUUGAUGAAGUUGAUCUUGAUUGGACUCCAUUUAAGCAGUAUGAACAAUCAAUGGAGGAUACAUUCUCGUUAGACGAAGGUGAGGACGAAGUGGAGGACAUGGAUGGAACGGACGAUGAAGAUCACGUAUCGGAUACCUUUCCAAUGCAGUAUGAAAGGAAAGAACCAGAAGAGGGCGGGAUUAGAGAUGAGGAUGGAACGGAAUUAAACUCUUACAUAAACGUGGCCGGUAAGCAUAGCAACUCGGUGAAGGCUCCGUCAUCGGCGGACAUGGUAGCGGUGGAGACUGAUGGUGGAAGCGAAACCGACUCGCAUAGAGAAUCCCAAAGGACGCAAAUUAAUGCGAACAUUAAUGAAGGGUCCGUUAAUGAAACGCCUAAUGAAGAAGCGGUAAAUGCAGCGCUGUCACAAAACUUGAAGUCUAACUAUUUGGGCCAUAUGGAUUCGUCAAAUGGGCCCCUAAACAUGUUACCUAUAUCUGGCUGCUUUGGUCCCUUUCCUAAUAAUAUGGUUCGAAGUGAAUCAUUUUCGGGUCGGAUUAACAACAACUUUAAAGGAUCAUGCGAUAAAAGAAGACGGAUAUUGACUCCGAUUCCUGAGUCGUUCAUGGAAAAUCAGAUGGCGUCUUCAAAUCAACCCUCCAUCGACUUAAAUCAAGUUCUGCUCCCAUCCUAA
This is a messenger RNA of Lactuca saligna, 1110 nucleotides long. The record is from the annotation of a GenBank genome assembly. NCBI's taxonomy places the organism in Eukaryota, Viridiplantae, Streptophyta, Magnoliopsida, Asterales, Asteraceae.